Messenger RNA from Dujonia railenensis, 1758 nucleotides. NCBI's taxonomy places the organism in Eukaryota, Fungi, Ascomycota, Pichiomycetes, Serinales, Debaryomycetaceae. The record is from the annotation of a GenBank genome assembly.
AUGGCUAUCUCCGAUUUUGAAAAGCAAAGACAGGAAAAUAUCCAGAGAAAUAAGGAGUUGCUUCGACUGUUGAAUCUUGACUCUAUUUCGAAUUCCAUAAAGAAAGAGCUCCCUUCAAGUCCUAGUCCUUCAACUCUGAAGAGGCAAAAGAGAACUAAAAUUUCCCCUGCUACAUCCACUCGUGAAUCUAAUGAACCCUCUAGGAGAUCGAGAAGAUUAGCUGGUGUUAAGGUUGAGAAUUCUGAAGAAUAUGCUAAGUUACAAAGGGAAGCCGAUGCGCAAGAGGAGAAGAAGAAACAGGUUGAAAAAUUAAAGCAAACACGGUUAUAUGGGAACUACCACCUCAUAGAUUUGGUUACAGAUCCAAAGGGUGACUUAAAGAGUGGAGAGAAGGUGUUCAAGAAGGAAGAACACGAUGGAAUCGACGAUCGUAGUAAUGGCGGUGUAGAUGAUGUUAAAGCCGAUAGCGCCGUUUUGGACAUUUUGAAAGAUUUGGGUGCAAAAUUCUCUGCUGGCGAUUUCUAUGAUCUUAUUCGAGACAAAGUCAGUACCACAGACGACGAUUAUGAUUUAGAAAAGAAAAGGAAAGAAUUUGAUGAUUUAAAGCUUUAUGAAAGGUUUGACCCAUUAGACAUCAAGAUCACUCAUCAAAGAAUAUCAGCCGUCACAUUCCAUCCAGCGACUGAAGAUAGAGUAAUUGCGGUAGGUGAUACAGUUGGGGACUUAGGAAUAUGGGCUGUUGAUUCAAAGAGCGAGAGUAACGAGGAUGAAGAUGAAGAUGAGCCAACGAUCUCCAUAGUGAAACCUCACGGUAAACUUAUAUCCAGGCUACUCACGCCUACUGCAGAACCCACCAAGAUCUUCUCUGCUUCGUACGAUGGUUCAGUGAGGAGCUUAGACCUCAACAAGUUAAAGUCUAGUGAAUUGGCAUACCUAAAUGAUCCUUUUGUAGAUGGUGACCAUCCCUUGGGAGUUUCAGAUAUAAACGUGUGUGCUGAUAACCAAAAUAUUUUAUAUAUGACUACGUUGUCAGGAAACUUCUAUCAGCACGAUAUUAGACAACCAUUUAAGGCUACAGCAGAAAAGUCUUUACUUCGACUCCAUGACAAGAAGAUUGGAUCUUUCUCUGUUAGCCCCAAUAAGUCGUACCAGAUAGCCACUGCAUCUUUGGAUCGUACCCUUAAGAUAUGGGAUUUAAGAAAUAUAUCUGCUGCUAACUCAUAUUGGUCAGACUAUGAAUUAGAUAACCAACAGUCUCCCCAUUGCUAUGGAAGUUACUCGUCUAAAUUAUCAGUCUCUUGUGUAGAUUGGAACCUGGAUGAUAGGCUAGUUUGCAAUGGGUAUGAUGAUCAGAUUGCAGUUUUCGAUUUGACAGAGGGAGAGAAACCUGUGGCAAAGUGGGCGGAUACGUAUCAGCCAAAUGUACCAGCCAAAAAGAAAUCUAGAAGGAGCUCACCUGAAGAAAAUGAAAUUCCUGUAAACUUGACUCCCUUCACAAAGAUCAGACACAACUGUCAAACGGGAAGGUGGGUUUCCAUAUUGAAAUCGAAAUGGCAGCAAGCACCAGCUGAUGGAGUUCAAAAAUUCUGUAUUUCUAAUAUGAACAGAGGUAUCGAUGUCUAUGACCAAAAGGGACAAAUUCUAGCUCAUUUGACAGAAGAAAAGGUAGGAGCAGUUCCAGCAGUAGUAGCUAUGCAUCCACUGCAAAACUGGUGUGUGGGAGGAAGUGCAAGCGGGAAGCUAUACUUCUUUGAGUGA